This is a messenger RNA of Poecilia latipinna (sailfin molly), 1938 nucleotides long. RefSeq names its product glutamate receptor 1-like. Gene Ontology annotation, biological process: monoatomic ion transport. Lineage: Eukaryota; Metazoa; Chordata; Actinopteri; Cyprinodontiformes; Poeciliidae. Bases 40 to 1938 code for a protein of 632 amino acids. The record is from RefSeq and is a predicted model, not a curated record. Gene Ontology annotation, cellular component: membrane. The transcript is spliced from 13 exons. Gene Ontology annotation, molecular function: signaling receptor activity; ligand-gated monoatomic ion channel activity.
GCUUUCUGCUCCCAGUUCUCUAAGGGCGUGUACACCAUCAUGGGCCUGUAUGACCGGAAGACGGUCAACAUGCUGAUGUCUUUCUGUGGCUCUCUUCACGUGUGCUUCAUCACGCCGUCAUUCCCAGUUCAGACCAACAACCAGUUCGUCCUGCAGCUGCGGCCCCAGCUGCAGGAGCCCCUCAUGGCCCUUUUGGAGCACUUCAAAUGGAAAAGGUUUGUCUACAUGUACAGCUCUGAUUCAGGUCUGACAGUGCUACAGAGGAUCCUUGAUACAGCAGCAGAGCGCAGUUGGCAGGUUACCUCCGCUAAUUUGGACACAAUGACGGAAAAGACCUUCAUCAAACUCCUGGCUGAUCUUGACUACAAGGAGGACUUUCAUAUCAUCAUUGACUGUGAACUGGAACGAUUGAACAACAUCCUCAACCUGAUUGCAGCUCAAAAGAGAAACUUGAAGAACUACCAUUACAUCCUGGCCAACUUGGGCUUUCUGGACCUGAACGUCACAGAGUUUCAGAAGCUGGCACCAAAUGUGACAGGCUUCCAGCUGGUGAACCGAACCUGCCCAGCUGUGGAGAAAAUCAAUGAAGACUGGAUGGGCUUUGACAGCAAAGACCUCAAACUGACACGAAAGAGGCUCAAGUACACAGGAGCUCUGACCUACGACGGCGUCAACGUCAUGGUGAAAGCUUUCCAAAACCUGCGGCGGCAGCGCAUUGACAUCUCUCGCCGUGGUAACGCAGGGGAGUGUCUGGCCAACCCACCAGCGCCAUGGGGACAAGGCAUCGACAUCCAGAGAGCUCUGCAGCUGGUUCGUCUUGAAGGACUGACUGGUCACGUUGAGUUUAAUGAGCGAGGACACCGCACCAACUACACAUUGACUGUGAUGGAGCUCAGCCACAUGGGGCCCCGGAAGAUCGGCUUCUGGAAUGAGAAGAGAGGCUACGUCCACACACCCGUCUCCAGGCUCCCGACAGAAGGGGUGGUUAAUCUUCUGAACAAAACCUACAUUGUCACCACCAUAUUGGAAGCUCCUUACAUGAUGCUGAAGAAGAACCACGAGCAGCUUACAGGAAAUGACAAGUACGAAGGUUACUGUGCUGAACUAGCAUCCGAGAUCGCCAAACAUGUUGGCUUCACCUACCAGCUAGAACUGGUGGGAGACGGAAAGUAUGGCUCCAGAGACCCGGAGACAAAGCAGUGGAAUGGCAUGGUGGGAGAACUGGUCUACGGGAAGGCAGACAUGGCCGUCGCCCCACUGACAAUCACUCUCGUCCGAGAGCAAGACAUUGACUUCACCAAACCCUUCAUGUCUCUGGGAAUCUCCAUCAUGAUCAAGAAACCAACCAAGUCCAAGCCAGGCGUUUUUUCCUUCCUUGACCCACUGGCCUACGAGAUCUGGAUGUGCAUCGUUUUUGCCUACAUUGGAGUCAGUGUGGUGCUUUUUCUGGUGAGUCGUUUCAGUCCCUACGAGUGGCAAGGCGAAGAGUCCGAUGAAGAAGAUGAAACUGUUCCAGCUUCAGCAUCUCGACAAGCUCCUCCCACUUCAUACUCGGAAGACCCUCGCUCUCCAGGUUACUCUCAGGCUCAGAAUCAGAACCAGAACCAGCAGAAAGAUAAAGAAGCUCCUGAACACACCAACGACUUUGGGAUCUUUAAUUCUCUCUGGUUCUCACUAGGGGCCUUCAUGCAGCAGGGCUGUGACAUCUCCCCCAGAUCCCUCUCAGGUCGAAUUGUUGGAGGGGUGUGGUGGUUUUUCACCCUCAUCAUCAUCUCUUCCUACACAGCCAACCUGGCAGCUUUUCUCACUGUGGAGAGAAUGGUAUCCCCCAUAGAGAGUGCAGAAGACCUAGCCAAGCAGACCGAGAUCGCCUAUGGUACACUUGAAGGGGGCUCUACCAAAGACUUCUUCAAGGUUAGUGUGCAUGUUCACUCUUGA